Neoarius graeffei (lesser salmon catfish) is the source of this 1390-nucleotide messenger RNA. RefSeq names its product RAP1B, member of RAS oncogene family (gene rap1b). Gene Ontology annotation, cellular component: plasma membrane. NCBI's taxonomy places the organism in Eukaryota, Metazoa, Chordata, Actinopteri, Siluriformes, Ariidae. Bases 103 to 660 code for a protein of 185 amino acids. Gene Ontology annotation, molecular function: GDP binding; GTPase activity; GTP binding. The transcript has 8 exons. The record is from RefSeq and is a predicted model, not a curated record. Gene Ontology annotation, biological process: negative regulation of synaptic vesicle exocytosis; Rap protein signal transduction; cellular response to cAMP.
CGUCACGUCGAACUCCAACCCGUCAGACGCUUGAGCAAAGAGAGAGAGAGAGAGCGAGCAAACGGGGAUUGGAGCUAAUCUUGUGGUUGACGGACACACUGCAUGAUGCGCGAAUACAAGUUAGUAGUCCUCGGUUCUGGAGGUGUCGGCAAGUCUGCGCUGACUGUUCAGUUUGUUCAGGGCAUCUUUGUGGAGAAGUAUGACCCCACAAUAGAAGACUCGUAUAGAAAGCAAGUGGAGGUGGAUGGCCAGCAGUGUAUGUUGGAGAUCCUGGACACUGCAGGGACGGAACAAUUCACAGCCAUGAGGGACCUGUACAUGAAGAACGGCCAGGGCUUCGCACUAGUAUACUCCAUAACUGCACAGUCCACAUUCAACGACCUGCAGGACUUGAGAGAACAGAUCCUGCGGGUUAAAGACACCGAUGAUGUGCCGAUGAUCCUAGUGGGGAAUAAGUGUGAUCUGGAGGAUGAGAGAGUGGUGGGAAAGGAACAGGGACAGAACCUGGCCCGCCAGUGGAACUGCUGUGCCUUCCUCGAGUCAUCUGCAAAGUCCAAGAUUAACGUCAAUGAGAUCUUCUAUGACCUGGUCCGACAAAUCAACAGGAAAACCCCAGUACCUGGGAAGGCACGCAAAAAGUCCAACUGUCAGCUGCUCUAAUACACAGCUGUUCUGUUGCUCUGAGCCAGGUCUGAUUUACUGCUGUGUCUGUCAGCAGUGCCAGCAUUCCGACGUUACUAAAACCUAACAUCGAAUGGACUUUCCUGUGUGGUGAUGCCCCUUUAAAGAAACCAACCGACAGAUUCAAGGCUACAGUAUCAUAUUUUUUGCACAUAGAUAACCAUCAACACUUUCCAGAGUUGCAAGAAAGAUUUUUACUUCUAAAUAUAUAUAUUCUAACUGUAUGCAACUAAAAUACACCAAUAAUUACGUGGAUAAAUGAAUAAAAUCCUAAAACAAUUUUAAAAACCCAGAGCCUACACACAGUGUUAUUGCUAACGGAGUCAGUCACCGUUGGAAAAGUAAGGAGCGUGUGUUGAACCUGACUGUGCACGUUGCCAUGGCAAUUACAAUGAUGCGAUAUUUAUAAGCACCACUAUUUUAGCCAGAGAUGAGAGGAAGUCCAAAGACACCUAUAUAGUCCAUUUCAUACAGCUAACUUUGCUCCUUGGUUUCUGUGCAUUUCUUUCUGUAGAUUGUCUUUUGUAACUUUUGUUUUUUUUUCCAUCCUAAUUUUCCUCCUUCAUGCAUUUUCUCUUUUAAAAAGUUACUAGUUUUUGCUCUGCCAAGAUGGUAUAUCACAUGAACUAUUGAUAUAAGUUUUAUCUUUAGGAAAACCUGUGGAUACAUGUAUGUGUAAAAAUUAAAAUUAUAAUUUCUGUCACUAUUA